Messenger RNA from Lepidothrix coronata (blue-crowned manakin), 1696 nucleotides. Its product is annotated as probable splicing factor, arginine/serine-rich 7. NCBI's taxonomy places the organism in Eukaryota, Metazoa, Chordata, Aves, Passeriformes, Pipridae. Gene Ontology annotation, molecular function: metal ion binding; ubiquitin protein ligase activity. The transcript is spliced from 2 exons. Gene Ontology annotation, biological process: protein polyubiquitination; protein monoubiquitination. The coding region runs from base 185 to 991 and encodes 268 amino acids. The record is from RefSeq and is a predicted model, not a curated record.
UGACAUGUGUGACAAUCUGUUUUGUGGCGUGGGGAAGCCCUGAAGGAUCAGAGUGCCCACCCUCCUCCUGUGGGAACAGACAUCUGCAGUUGAGGAGAGCAUGGAACCCCAUCCCGUUGGCUGCCUCCUGAGAGCAUAGAGAGGAUUUGCAGGGUGGUGACAGUGGCAGGGCCUGGGUACUGGUAUGGACCUGCCGCAUGCCCAGGCUCCAGAUGCUGUUGCUGAGAGGCCAGGAACCUCAUCCCCACCUUCCCAAUUCCUGCUUGCACAUGUCAGAGAGAGCCAGAUGGCAGAGGAGGUCUCACCAGGAGAUGGCCCCUCUUCCCCUGCUGCCAGCACCAACCAGGUGCCCCAGGCUGUGCCUCCACGUGGUUCUGAGUGCCCAAUCUGCCUGGACAUCAUUAAGGACCAAGUCUCUGUGAGCUGGUGCAGACAUACUUUCUGCUUUUCUUGCAUACUACAAUGGUCUUGCAUCAGACCUGUCUGCCCAAAUUGCCAGGAGCCUUUCCAGUACCUCUUCCGCAAGGUGGCAGACAACAAUUACGAGGUGUACUACAUUAGGUUUGACAGGCCUAAUCGAGCACAGAGAGCUCGUCGCGGCUCUGCAGGAAGGAGGCGGAAUCGCUUCACAGGCCGCCAGCAGCGCGGCUCUUCCAGCAGGGAGCGUGGCACUGGCCGUGCCAGGACCCGAGAGAGGGAACGAAGCAGGUCCCCGAGGCGGCACCACAGGAGCCACAGCAGGGGUCAGCACGCCCAGGACUAUGACUCCUCGAGCAGCAGGAGCCAGCAGCAGAGUUGGGCUGAAGACACGUCUACUGACACCUCUAGUGAUGAGGACCACGCUGAAAGGCCUGAACAGGAUGCCCCAGUCCGCUUGAGGAGGAGUGACCGGCAUCAACAGAGACACCAGGUUUCCUCGCGGGAGCCCCAGGCAACAAGGAGCCGAUCCCGGCGGACAUCCCACAGUCCUGAUGGUCACAGGGGCAGGUAGAACACCCUACCAAGAACGGUACUACUGUUUGCCCUGCUAUUAGUGCCAUGAAUUAGAACGCUUCACACCAAAACUUCUACUAGUAAUUUCAAAAAUAAAUUCAAAUCCAACCAAGCUUGGGGCCAAGCAUCCGAAAAUGCACCUGAAAAUCUAAAAAGACCCUUCAAGGCUGCUGAAGGUCAUGCUUUAGUGUUGCUUUUCUCAUCCUGUUCUAUGUUACACUCAUUUAUAAAAGCUUGUACUUAACAUUUUGUAUCGAUGUGCCUUUUCUCCCUAUAUUGCAUUUCCACACUAUGAUAACUGAAGAUGAAAGGAGAAAAAUCCUUUCUGCCCUGGUACCAACAACACAAGUGGGUUAUUAUAUUAGAUAACAUCUUGUCCCUCCACAUCAUCCAUUUUUUCACACUUUACUCCAAAUAUCCCCCAGAAUAACUUCUCAUCUUACCACUCUUCUCACAAGGUGGCAGUGAUAACUGAAGAUGGUUUACAAUCACUCUGCUGAAUCACAGAGACUGCCUAUGAUGCCAAUCCAAAACUAACACUGGUAGCAAGCCUCUGAGAAGCCUAUUUUCUUCUUCUUUCUCCUUACAGACUUUAAAAACAGUCCCCAAAGCCUUUAGAGAGAAAUUUGUUCGCAUGGUAUGCUCUGUAAACAGCCUCACCUUUAAAUGCCCGCAAUGGGAGUACAUGCUUCAGACUCUUCAG